AUGGUGCAGCAGCUCUUCGCCUGCUUCAAUCGGGGCACCUCGUCGAGUGAGAGAAAAAAGACCGCCGACUCGGCGAUGGAGGAGCAUCGCCGUGCCGGUCCAGUCGUUGUCGAGCUGUUCUCUUCCCAGGGUUGUGGAACCUCGACGGAGGCCGAAGACAUCACCACGCGGCUCGGCCACGAGGAGAUCGUCGACGUCCCCAUGCUAGUACUCGCCUUCCACGUCGAUUAUUGGGACUACCGCGACUGGAAUGAUCCCUUCAGAUCCAGCGCCUGGACCGUGCGGCAGAAAGCCUACGUCGAGUCGAUGCGCCUUGACACGCUCUAUACGCCUUAG
Messenger RNA from Dendrobium catenatum, 336 nucleotides. RefSeq lists its product as uncharacterized. NCBI's taxonomy places the organism in Eukaryota, Viridiplantae, Streptophyta, Magnoliopsida, Asparagales, Orchidaceae. Bases 1 to 336 code for a protein of 111 amino acids. The record is from RefSeq and is a predicted model, not a curated record. The transcript has a single exon.